AGAAAACUGGAUCCCUACCAUCCACCGUGAUAUUGUGAAAAUAUUCCACAAGCUUGUCUUAUUAGACAAUCUAUCGGUGUACUGGAAUUCGGGUUCUGAGUUGUUUUCGGAUCUCCAAGAUAAAGCGGAAAUUCGAACAAAGCUUAAAGCCACUAUACACACCGGAAGAAAUGCUCCAACCGGUUACAAAUACAUCCUUGAACCAAUCUCGUUACAAGCAAAGUUGAAAUUGAAUCAAAAACCAGAAAGUGAUGGAACUAACUGGAAAACUCCAAAGAUUGAUCUCUCUGUUGACAUGAAAACUCUUGCCUUAGCUAUCGGCAAAUUCCAAUACCAGGAUAUCCUGCUGUUUUUAGAGGCACAAGAAAGAUUCAAUCUUGCAACUCAGUACUUGAAGUAUCGACCCAAUUUGAAUGAGUUUAGAGGUCAUUAUAAGGAAUGGUAA
Cylicostephanus goldi is the source of this 445-nucleotide messenger RNA. NCBI's taxonomy places the organism in Eukaryota, Metazoa, Nematoda, Chromadorea, Rhabditida, Strongylidae. The record is from the annotation of a GenBank genome assembly.